This is a messenger RNA of Arabidopsis thaliana (thale cress), 1361 nucleotides long. Its product is annotated as 2-aminoethanethiol dioxygenase, putative (DUF1637). The transcript has 5 exons. NCBI's taxonomy places the organism in Eukaryota, Viridiplantae, Streptophyta, Magnoliopsida, Brassicales, Brassicaceae. The record is from RefSeq and is marked reviewed. Bases 274 to 1104 code for a protein of 276 amino acids. Gene Ontology annotation, biological process: detection of hypoxia. Gene Ontology annotation, molecular function: cysteine dioxygenase activity; oxidoreductase activity, acting on single donors with incorporation of molecular oxygen, incorporation of two atoms of oxygen. Gene Ontology annotation, cellular component: nucleus; cytosol; cytoplasm.
GGAAAUUAAACCAGCCCAUAGAGAGAAAAACCUCUCUUAACGAAGAAAAACAACAACAUGGCCCCUGGUUUCUCUUCUCUUUCGAAUCUAUCUUCUUCUUUUAUCCAAUCCUUUCCUAUUUUUAUUCUCACCUUCUCCUCGUUUUUCCCGAAACUGUUCUUUUGCCCUCUUCUCUCAAUUUUAAUCCACCAAACAAAUCGAACAGUGUUCGAUAACUUUUAGAUUGCAAGUCCUGUUUUUGAUUUGGUCGGGAGAAAGAAAACUAGGGUUUUGAUGGGAACUGAUACAGUUAUGUCUGGACGAGUAAGGAAAGAUCUAUCAAAAACGAAUCCAAAUGGGAAUAUUCCUGAGAAUCGUUCUAAUUCACGUAAGAAGAUCCAACGACGGAGUAAGAAAACCCUAAUCUGUCCGGUUCAAAAACUAUUCGAUACUUGUAAGAAAGUUUUCGCUGAUGGCAAAUCUGGUACCGUCCCUUCUCAAGAAAACAUUGAGAUGCUUCGAGCCGUUUUGGAUGAAAUCAAGCCUGAGGAUGUUGGCGUAAAUCCUAAGAUGUCGUAUUUUCGAUCUACAGUGACCGGACGAUCUCCGUUAGUGACGUAUCUUCACAUCUAUGCAUGUCAUAGAUUCUCGAUUUGCAUUUUCUGUUUACCUCCAUCUGGUGUUAUCCCUCUUCACAAUCACCCGGAGAUGACUGUGUUUAGUAAGCUCUUGUUUGGUACAAUGCAUAUCAAAUCCUAUGAUUGGGUCCCUGAUUCUCCCCAGCCGAGUUCAGAUACUCGUUUGGCGAAAGUGAAAGUAGAUUCGGACUUUACCGCACCUUGUGAUACUUCUAUACUGUACCCGGCUGAUGGAGGGAAUAUGCAUUGCUUCACCGCGAAAACGGCUUGCGCGGUUCUUGAUGUUAUUGGUCCUCCAUACUCUGAUCCCGCAGGACGUCAUUGUACUUACUAUUUCGAUUAUCCGUUCUCUAGUUUCUCGGUCGAUGGAGUCGUGGUUGCCGAGGAGGAGAAGGAAGGCUAUGCAUGGUUGAAGGAGAGGGAAGAGAAGCCAGAGGAUUUAACGGUUACUGCAUUGAUGUAUAGUGGACCAACCAUCAAAGAAUGAAUGUGGAAGCAUAGCAGAAAAAAAAAACCCUUUCUUUUUCUUUGUUCUGUUAGAGUAUUUUCUUGAUUUCUGGUUGCAUAUAAAAAGAGGUUUUUGGAAGUACAUAGAAGAACAAAUCUAGUAUUUAUUAUUUUAUUUAGAUAACAGAGAACAACAAGUACACCUUUGUCGGAAUGCUGUAGUCUGUGUUUUGGUCAAAGAUCCUUACAAGUUUUGUCUUAUUAUAGCGUUUUUUAUUAUAUAUAAAACCAUAAGCU